GCGGGGCCUGGCCGCGCGGCGGCGGAGACGCCACGUCGUGCGCGGGAUGGGGGCGGGGCGAGCGGCGAAGAUGGCGGCCGGGAUCCGGGAGAAGCAGGCGGUGGCUUUGAAGCGUAUGUUAAAUUUUAAUGUUGCUCCUGUUAAAAACAGCACAGGAGAACCAGUAUGGAAGGUUCUAAUAUACGACAGAUUUGGCCAAGAUAUAAUCUCUCCUUUGUUGUCAGUGAAAGAGCUGAGAGACAUGGGCAUCACUUUACAUCUGCUUCUGCAUUCUGAUCGAGAUCCUAUUCCAGAUGUUCCUGCUGUAUACUUUGUAAUGCCAACUGAAGAAAAUAUUGACAGAAUGUGCCAGGAUCUUCGAAAUCAGCUUUAUGAAUCUUAUUAUUUAAAUUUCAUUUCUGCCAUUUCAAGAAGUAAACUGGAAGAUAUUGCAAAUGCUGCCUUAGGUGCUAAUGCAGUAACACAAGUUGCUAAGGUCUUUGAUCAAUAUCUCAAUUUUAUAACAUUGGAAGAUGAUAUGUUCCUAUUGUGCAAUCAAAACAAAGAGCUCAUUUCAUAUCGUGCCAUUAGCAGACCAGAUAUAACAGAUACUGAAAUGGAGACAAUUAUGGACACCAUUGUUGACAGUCUUUUCUGCUUUUUUGUUACACUUGGAGCUAUUCCUAUAAUCAGAUGUUCAAGAGGAACUGCAGCAGAAAUGGUGGCAGUGAAGUUGGAUAAGAAGCUCAGAGAGAACUUAAGAGAUGCCAGAAACAGUCUUUUCACAGGGGAUACACUUGGGGCUGGACAGUUCAGUUUCCAAAGGCCUUUAUUAGUCCUUGUUGACAGAAAUAUAGAUUUAGCAACUCCACUUCACCAUACUUGGACAUACCAAGCCUUAGUGCAUGAUGUACUGGAUUUCCAUUUGAAUAGAGUGAACCUGGAAGAACCUUCAGGAAUGGAAAAUUCUCCAGCAGGAGCUAGACCAAAGAAAAAAAAUAAAAAGUCAUAUGACUUAACUGCAUUGGAUAAAUUUUGGCAAAAGCACAAAGGCAGUCCUUUUCCAGAAGUAGCAGAGUCUGUUCAGCAAGAACUGGAAUCCUACAGAGCUCAAGAAGAUGAAGUCAAAAGGCUUAAAAGUAUCAUGGGAAUAGAAGGGGAGGAUGAUGGAGCAAUAAGUAUGCUUUCUGAUAAUACAGCUAAGCUAACUUCAGCUGUUAGCUCUCUUCCAGAACUUCUUGAAAAGAAGAGGCUCAUUGAUCUUCAUACAAAUGUUGCAACUGCUGUUUUGGAACAUAUAAAGGCACGUAAGCUAGAUGUGUAUUUUGAAUACGAGGAAAAAAUAAUGAGCAAGUCCACUCUGGAUAAAUCUCUUUUGGACAUGAUAUCUGACCCAGAUGCGGGAACUCCAGAAGACAAGAUGCGGUUGUUUCUUAUUUAUUACAUAAGUUCAACUCAGGCACCCUCAGAGAUUGAUUUGGAGCAGUACAAAAAGGCAUUGACAGAUGCAGGGUGUAAUCUGGCUCCCUUGAACUACAUAAAACAAUGGAAGGCUUAUACCAAGAUGGCUUCAGCUCCAACAAGCUAUGGAAACACUACAGCUAAACCACUGGGUCUGUUUUCACGUGUUAUGAAUACUGGAUCACAGUUUGUAAUGGAAGGAGUAAAGAACUUGGUAUUGAAGCAGCAAAACCUACCAGUCACACGUAUCCUGGAUAACCUUAUGGAGAUGAAGUCAAAUCCUGAAACAGAUGACUACAGAUAUUUUGAUCCCAAGAUGCUGCGAGGAAGUGACAGCUCAGUUCCAAGAAACAAAAGUCCAUUCCAGGAGGCAAUUGUGUUUGUAGUGGGAGGAGGCAACUAUAUUGAAUAUCAAAAUCUUGUUGAUUACACAAAGGCAGUUAUAAGAAAAGCAAAGGGAAAAAAACACCCCAAAGAUUCACAAAGCUGCCAAAGGGAGUAAUGGUGUAGUCAUCUCAGCUCCACUCAAAGCUCAGGGGUCAGAGCACUUGCCCAAUAUGUGAGUGUCUUGAAUUUUCAGUUCCCUGCUCUACCAGAGGGAAUUUGAUCCCCCUACAUCCCAUGUCCUAGCAGCUGCCCUUAGCUGCUAGUAAAACCCUAUAAUGCAAUCACUUCACUGUGAAGUAUCCUACAGGGAAGGGGUGGCCAGUACAUAUGCCACAAUUGGUGUAGCAGCUGCAGUGUGUGGCACACAAGCCCUGGGCACUCGGUAAAGGAGCCACCAGAAUGGAGGCAGGGAGCAGAGUGCUCUGUGAAGUGGAACUGGACAGGAUGCUGCUGUAAGAGGUGUCACUGCCAAGAGCCAGGGUAACCCUCCCCUGGCCCUCCAGUUGCCACCAAACACAAGGUGUUGGAUCCUCACUCAUUAUAUAAAUCUGCAGCAGUUGCAGAGCCAGGGAAGGAUUACUCUGGUUCUUGACAGUGAUACCUCCUCUUGCAAUAGUGCGCUCUCCCCCAGUCUCCUCUGCACAGCUACAGUUGAAGGCUCAAGACCCCCACCUCCAUUCUGGGGCCCAAGGUUACAGGCUCUCAUCAGGGAUGCCUCUUGGGGGUGGGGAUCCAAGCAACCCUCAGGGAGGGGUGGGGUUUAACUUGAAUCAGUGCUCUCAGGUAUUAUGGUGUGAGUUGUGUUCUUUCUGUUGAUGCUGUUCCACCUUGUAUAAAUGAUUUAAUGUUCAUGAGAGCAGGAACUAGAGUAUUCUGCUGUCCAGCAAGUCAUAUGCUAUACUCUCCGUCUCAGUGAAUAUUUAAAUAAUUCACAGAGAGAGGAACAACUCUAUCCUAAAAGCUGGUUUUCACUAACCAUCCCUUUCUUUUGUCUGAUGUAAGGCAGGCCUUAGAAUCAAGAUAGCCAGUCUUGAAGUAUUCAAUUUCAAAUACUUGAAUAUUAAUCGAGACAAAGCAAAAGAGAGAAAGCAACUAUUGCACGUGGUGUUAGGAUACUUAUUUGAGUGUCAGGAUCUCUGGAUUUCCACGCUGUUCCAAUGAAUGUUUAAUUAUAUGUAUAUAAUUAUUACACACACACAUACACACAACGCAGAACAGCUUCAGGAUGGCUGAAACUGCAUUUUGCAGUGAAUUUACUGCUUGGUGAGACAACUAUCCACCAAGUUUCAGUUAUGUAGAUUUAGUUGGAUUAUAUUUUAAUAAGACAAUCUGUUUUUAUAUAUUAACUCAGACAUUAUCUAAGGAACUACGUCUACCAUAAUCUAUAUGAAGUAAAGUAUGGUAACAUAUAGGCAUUAAGUUUCUACUGCGAAAGUCACCACUCUUCCAUUAGAAAUUGCCAGCAUCCAGGCAUUCAUUCAGUUUCUUAGAUGGAAACAUGCCCUAUCCACAAGAAAGAUCUUCCACUUCGACAUCUGGAAGAUGUCCCCUGUUUGAAGGGGGACUCAGAUCUGGGAAUGGUGUGGGGGGAAUGUAGCUACAACUUAAGUUCCAUUACUCCAUUCCUCUAUUCCUAGCAUCAUCUAUUCUCAUUUAUGUAGAAAUGGAUAAGGAAAAUGUUUGUUUGUAAGGUAUAUUAUACUCCAGUGGCAUAGAUGGGCCAUGUGUCACAAAAUGUUUAAUUAUAAUCUGUAUUUGCUACCUCGAUAUUGUCAUAAAUCUGGGUUUUAAAUCCUCAGAUAAAUCAGAGGUGGCCAACCUGCAAUAUGUUUGCCACAAGUUUUAUGGGUGGCUCUGUGUGUGGCAUGUGGCAGAUUGGGGUGGGGACAGACAGCAGAUAGGGUAGAAAGCAGAGCAGCAGAUUGGGCAAGAAAGGGGAUCAGAGUGGCAUUUGGGUUGGGUGUGGGGCUAAUUUUUGGCAUGUCUUCCAAAAAUGUUAGCCCCCACUGAAUUAAAUCGUGGUACUUUAAUAUCAGAUCACCUUAAGGCAGAAAACUACUCAAGCUUUAUUUUUUUUAGUGAAGUUCAACCAUAAUACAGGUUUCCCUCGCUUUAUGCAGGUUCUGUAUAUGCGAAUUUGCUCUUAUGCAAUGACCCUUUUUAUACCCAGAAUUUGUUAUAUGCAAGGUAAACUCACUCUAAUGUGAUCUGCAGCAGGUAAGUCUGGGGGGAGGGGAAAGGGCCAUUGGCAGGGGAGCAGAUCAAGGUCCCAGUGGUGAGGAAGGGAACAGGGCACAUUGGCAGGGGAGCAGAUCGAGGUCUCAGUGAUGAGGAGCAGGGACUGGAGUGAGUGGGGCCUUGAUCUGCACCCCCACCGGUGGUGAGGGAGGGAGUGGGGCUGGGGCUGCCGCUGUGGGCUGGACUGGGGGCUGUGCCAGACUGCGCUUGGGGCAAGUGGCAGCAGUGCCAGGAGGGGGCUGCAGCCACCCCAAUAUUCACCAUAGCCCCCUAACACGCCCCCCCCCCCACCCCGCAAGCGCCGCUGUUACCUGCUCUGAGUGCAGCAUGGCCCCCAACACCCCGCCAGGAAAAACCUAGUGCAGCCCACAGCAGCAGCCUGUAGCAGCAGGAGCCGCACCCCCCGUCCCAUGCCCCACCCCAGCUGUGCAGCGCCUACCUCUACCCCCAGACCAUUCCCUCCCUCACCACCAGCAUGGGGGCAGAUCAAGGCCCCACUCACCCCAGCCCCUGGGGCCAGGCUUUUUCCAGUGGGGGGGUUGGGCCGUGCUAUGCUCAGGGUAGGCAGUGGUGGUGCUGGGAGGAGGGUUGGGGGGCUAUGGCAAAUUUUGAGGUGGCUGCAGCCCCCCUAUAGUCCCUCCCCAUAGCUGUCUGCCCCAAGCACAGCCCAGCCCCCGCUGGGAAGAAUCCAGUGCCACCCUGGCCCCAGCAGACUUACCUGUUGCUGAUGCAGGCAAGGUUUUGGAACAUAUCCCUAUUUGUUACCCUGUAAAGGGUUCCUUUUAUGUGCAUUUGAGUUAUACACAGCUUUUCAGGAACACAUCUAUUGCAUAAUGCGAGGAAACCUGUAUAUGCAGGUGUGUUUCCCACUACACCCCUUAAAAACUGAUCCCAUAGAUUUUUCUCUAAUUUCAGUUACAUGUUGUACAGUAGAUUUAAAUAUGUAAAGAAUGCCAUGUCACUGCUUUCUGACUCUCCCCUCAUUUUCUCAUGUCUUCCAUUUAAUCAGUAUGGUUUCUUUCCAAUUAAGGUGUCUACUUUUCUUGUCUGGACCAGCAAUGAAUGAUUAACAGUAAAAGAAUAAGUUCUUUCAAAUGACCUCUGUUGUUGUUCUUCACGCAACUAAUUAUUUAAAUGUUUUAUUGACAUUUGAUCUCUUCCCUAUCUUUGCUU
Alligator mississippiensis (American alligator) is the source of this 5238-nucleotide messenger RNA. It is a transcript of the gene SCFD1, whose product is annotated as sec1 family domain containing 1. Gene Ontology annotation, biological process: endoplasmic reticulum to Golgi vesicle-mediated transport; intracellular protein transport. Gene Ontology annotation, cellular component: Golgi membrane; cytosol. Gene Ontology annotation, molecular function: syntaxin binding. The transcript has 24 exons. NCBI's taxonomy places the organism in Eukaryota, Metazoa, Chordata, Crocodylia, Alligatoridae. The record is from RefSeq and is a predicted model, not a curated record. The coding region runs from base 47 to 1942 and encodes 631 amino acids.